Mytilus californianus (California mussel) is the source of this 1900-nucleotide messenger RNA. RefSeq lists its product as uncharacterized. Gene Ontology annotation, molecular function: zinc ion binding; protein binding. NCBI's taxonomy places the organism in Eukaryota, Metazoa, Mollusca, Bivalvia, Mytilida, Mytilidae. The record is from RefSeq and is a predicted model, not a curated record. The transcript is spliced from 2 exons. Bases 120 to 1811 code for a protein of 563 amino acids.
AUUUUUAAAAUAUCCCGCGUUUUAAUACAUGACGUUAACCAAGGUUAUGUAACUCUUUACCUGUUGUUAACUUCCUGGUAGAAUACCUUGGCGUUGUUUCAGACUAUAGAGUACAUGUAAUGGCAGCUACCCAGCCUUUUUGCGACAUUUGUGACCACCGACAUGUUACAAAACCGUCCACUGUCUGGUGUCUUGAAUGUGAACAGGCAUUUUGUGAUGAUUGUAACGAGUAUCAUGGAUUUUCGAGGUUGUCCCAAAAUCAUGUUACUGUAUCGAUUCAGGACCAUUUGUCGAUGUCUCCAUCUAUUUCGCAAAUCAGUCAUAUGUGCAUGGAGCAUAAUGAGCAAUACCAAAUGUUUUGCCAAGUUCACGAAGAACCUAUCUGCCCUAAAUGCAUUGAGAAACAUGAUGGAUGCAAAGGUAUAGUACCCCUUAGUAAGGUCAUAGAAAACGUUAAAAAGUCCUCACUUUUCCAAGAAACACAACAAAGUUUGAAAGAUAUAAAUGGAAACAUCAAAACUCUACAGAGUGAACUAAAUAAACAAACAAAAAAUAUAAAGGAACAAGAAGAGACGAUAUUGUCCAAGAUCAGCGAUACAAAGAACAAGAUUAAUGACCACUUAGAUAUAUUGGAAAAGAAGAUCAGAAAGGAAAUAUCUGAGAUCACAGCAAAAUUAAAUAAUGAUAUGAACCAAACACUACAUGUACUAGAAAGCAAAAAUAAUAACAUAAACAAUGCUGAACAACAGUUAAAAGACCUUGGCAGAUUCGCGACCGACCUUCAAACGUACUUUGGAUUACGGAAUAUCUCAUCCGAAGCAGCUACAACUGAGUCGUACUUGCAGUCGAUCAUUGGAGACAACUACUUGGAUGAAACUACUUUACUCUUCAACAUUGAUGAAAAAAUAGACAACACUACCAAUAUUAUCCAAACAUUUGGGUCGGUUAAGGUACAUAAAGCUCCUUGUCAAAUUAACCUCGUCACAAAAAAAACUAAACAAGCUCAACUAGUCGGGACUAAGAUCAAAUCUAUCACUGAUAUAAAAUUAAGGCUAAUCAAAACCAUAAAAACAGGAGUUUCAUGCAUGAAAGGAAUUGUUUCUUUACCAAGCGGAAACAUCGCCUUAAGUGACUAUUCCAAAACUCCCGGGGAAGUAGUUAUUUUUGGUACCGACGGAGAGAAACUUAGUAAAGUCACAGUUAAACCUGCCAAAUCAUUUGAUAUAACAUUUAUAGAUGAUAGAACGUUAGCUUCAACGUCACCUUUGCACUCGCUCACAGGCGUCUGUAUUAUCGAUAUUGAGAAAAAGAAAAUAUCAAAGUAUAUUCCAACAAACUACCAGAACUAUGGAAUAAAACACCACGAUGGGUCAUUGUUCGUUUGUGCAUCGAAAGAAGGUAUUUUCAAAAUAAACCCUCAGGACGGAAGAAGUACAGCUAUCGUCAGGUCUGCUUUACCUUCAUGGUCAUAUAUUGACAUUUUUUAUAACAAAAUUUAUUAUACUAAUGAUUACACUGAAAGUGUUACAUGUUGUCACAUGAACGGAAAGGCAGUUUGGAUAUUUAAAGACGAAAAUAUCUUGAAAUGUCCACGUGGCUUAGCAGUAGAUAACUCCGGAAACGUGUAUGUUGCUUGUUCAACAUUACAUCGGGUUGUGGUGAUAUCACCUGAUGGACAACAAAACAGACAACUGCUGUCUCGAGAGGAUGGAUUGGAAAGUCCGUGUGCGAUUCAUUUUGACAGAAAAAACAAUUGUCUGUUGGUGGUAAAUAGCAGCAACAUGUUUUUUAUCUAUGAAGUUAUAAAUUAGAACUUUCUAUACGCAGCAUAUAAAUCCAAAAUAACAAGAACUUGCAAAAUGAAUAAAAAUUAUAUAGUAAUAUAGUUUAUUUUACUACA